Molecule: messenger RNA, 2814 nt
Organism: Cladocopium goreaui
Lineage: Eukaryota; Dinophyceae; Suessiales; Symbiodiniaceae
Source: the annotation of a GenBank genome assembly
AUGGCAUCCGACAGACGUCCGCUGCCCGAAUGUGGCUUUGCAGUGGAUUCCACCAAGAAAGGUGCUGUGCCCAUCAAAGUGGAAUCCCGCGCCAAGGGCAAAAAGGUGACAAUCCUGAGCAAUGUCAGGGGAGAUGGUUCGAUGCUUUGUUCGACCUUGACCAGUUUGUUGGGCAUAGGAGGCACUGUCCUGCACGAAUCCGGGCAACAGCUGAUUCAGUUGCAAGGUAGUCAGGAAGUGCGUGUUGUUGAAGCCUUGCGGCAGCUGAAAUGCUUGAGAGGUGUGAAAGAAGAUGAGAAACCGAAGAAGCCGGCGAAGCAAGCGGAGGUUGCCUCACGGAAUUGUGGCUAUGACAAGUUCCUAAGACAGGAGUCGAAGCCAUCUUUAGCAAAGAUGCUGGAGGGUGAGGCAUACGCACCGAAGUGCUUACCCGGUGCUGAGUGUUUUCGAUGGCACGGCUAUUGGGUGUACUGCCGCGGCUGUUGCGAACAAACGGAUGACGAUGUCUGGGAAGAGAGCGCCCGUUUCUGCGAUCCAUCCCUUGACAGACCCUACAGUGAGGAACAGUUGGUUGGCGCGCCUCGACGGCCGACCAAUGUGAGCCAAUUAGAUGAGUACUUGAGGAAAUUGGGAAUGCUGGCUGAGGUGGGUGAAGCUGCUCUCACCUGGGGCCUUCGCACUCCCACGUGGCCGUCGCCCUUGGGCACGACCCUGGCGGAGUAUCGCCGCGCGGCGCUGGCGCCGGGCGCGAAGCUGCUGGAGAUGGAGCCCAGGCGACCGGAGAAGCUACGGAGCAACUCGAAGACGCCCAAGGAGAAGGUGAAAGCUAGUACUCUGCAGCCAGCCAGUCGCAGCAAAUCACAGCCGGUGGUCAAAGUGCCGCAAGAAGAGGGAUGUUUUAGGUGUCCCGUAUGUCAACAUCACUUUGCCCUCUACAAGACCUUGAAGGACCACAUGAAGUUGUCCCACAACCAGAAUGCACCGGCCAAAAAUUUGGUCGCCUACACCCCGCCCAAACUGAAGCCACGUACUGCGGUGUCAAGGGGUACCUCAGUGCCGCGAGCCGUGAAAAGCACGGUGAGGUGGGGUCAAAAUCGAAGCGAAAGCAUCAGGUGCAAAGUGGAAUCGAAGGCGGGUCCAUGUGAUGAAAGCGGACCCUUGGACGAUCGGCCAACUUCUUCGGCUGCGCCUCGAGAACCGAUUGAAGUCCCAAGGGUCGAAGAGAUUGAAGACCUCGGAGAUAUCGAAGAGGAAUUUCCCCAGCAGACGCUCCUUGAGGAUGCUGAGAGGGAGUUCCCAUCUUUGGAUUGUUGUGUCUGUCAAAAGAGAUUCAGCUUUCAGAUGCUCCAAGAAUUCCAGGAACACGUGGAAAAAUGCAUCAACAAUCCUCCAGCCACCCAGUCGUGGCAAGAAUGUCCUGUAUGUCAGGAGAAAUUUCAUCCAGAUGCCAUCGAAGCACAUGCGCGAUCCUGUUUGGAUCGAGCCGAGGAGAAUGUGGACGAUGGCGAAGACAGUGAUGCCAGUGAUGGUAUUGCGGGCCAUCCUGUGGACCUCCAAGGCUACCCGGUGGUUCGCGUGGUGCAAGCCUUUCAACCGGAGAUCUGGGACGACACGCAGGUCUCGGUGGUGAAGGGUGACCUGUUUUUGCGCUUGUGGCAGCAGCCGACUGAGGUAGCCCCCGGUGCCCCCGGUGCCCCGUCCCCGGCCCUCGUAACGGUGGUUGUUCAACGGGUCCAGGAGGGCGGCUACUGGGCCUGGGGAUGCUUGGUCACCUGGGAACGGAACGACUACUACGGCGUGAAACUGGGAUACGUCCCGCGGUCGCACCUGGCUGAGGAGCCCCUUCCGGAGGUGGCAGAGUUGAGCCUGUUCGGAGAUGGGGAAGGCGUUGAGGAAUCCGGGGUCCCCGUCUCGUCUUGCCCACCUGCGUGGUGGACCACCUGGGGUGCCACGGUGCCACCUGUCAAGAUUCAAGAGGUUCCUGUGCUGAUAAGUGAUUGGUCCCUGGCUCUUCCCAACAGAAUGGCGGGACAGCUGUAUACCAUUCCAUUCUCACACUACUGUGAGCUCGCGCGAUGGAGCCUUCAAGAAGCAAAGGUGUCCUUUGUGGAAUAUCCGUACCUCCCCGGGGUCCACACCUUCUUCGGCCCCAUGCAACGACUCCGCGCCAAGAAAGCCGACAGCGGCAGCACGGGGAAGGGCCAGGGGACGCCGCUGUAUGUGGCGGCGGAUGGAAAGAUCUUGGACGACUCCUGGGAGAGUUUGGAAGUCUUAGGACCUGUGCCGGAAGAGAUGAAGAAGGUGCUGAACUACGAGAUUGGGCCACAGGUGCGUGCCAUCGUCUAUGCUGACCUGCUGAAACCUGAGAAGGACGCCGCCUUUGCUGCCAUGGGCGCCGCCUGCCCGGUCCCUUGGUGGCAGCGCUGGCUCUGGCAGCUGAGCGGCUUCCGGCACAAGGUCUCCUCGUUGAUGCGCGAGAAGAUGGUGGGUGACGAGGAGAAACAGGCCAAGACGCUGCAAGACUUUGAGGCGGCCAUACAGAAGGUGGAAGCCGAACUCGCCAAGCCCGACGGCUGCUUCAAGGGCGCCCCCGAGGCGCUGACGCCUCCGGCCUUGGCGUUGGCCGCGCUCUUCGCGCCGGCGGUGUGUCCACCGGAGUACAGCGGGAAGUUUGCACCGGACAUCACUCCCGAGACCUUCACGGAGCCGCAGCAAGAGCGCAUCCAGGGCUGGCGCCAGCGGCCCAUUGGACAAUUCACCCUGGAGGUCUACCGUCUUCACCGCAUGCGCUGCGUGCCGUCUUCCGCCGCCUAA